AUCAGUGUUCAUGGUUGUGUGUGCAGCGCGCUAAACUAGGACUCGACCAGGUGAGUUUUCCUUGAAGAUCAAAGAAGUUUAUAUGUUUCGCCCAAAUUUUAGUGGGGGUCCUCUCAAAAUAUUGACGAGGUGGCUCAUAUUCCUUACCAUCUUCAAAGUCACUUGUGCUAUGAAAGAUCCUGAUGUAGAAGGUGAAGCUUUGCUUGACUUUUUGAAUGUUCUCAAUGAUUCCAAUCACCAAAUAAGGGACUGGGAUAUUUAUUUAGUCAGCCCGUGCUUUAGUUGGUCUCAUGUCACUUGUAGAAACGGGCAUGUGAUAUCUCUGGCCCUGGCUUCGGUUGGAUUUUCUGGAACACUUGCUCCCUCAAUUACCAAAUUGAAAUAUUUGGUUAGCUUAGAAUUGCAGAACAACAAUCUUUCAGGCUCCUUGCCUGAUUAUAUUUCCAACUUGACAUACCUACAGUAUCUAAAUCUUGCUGACAACAACUUCAAUGGUUCUAUACCAGCUAAAUGGGGUCAGCUAUCCAGUCUAAAACAUCUGGAUCUUUCAUCCAAUGGUCUAACUGGAAGUAUCCCAAUGCAACUCUUUUCAGUUCCAAUGUUUAACUUUUCACAUACGCACCUUCAUUGUGGCUCUGGCUUCGAUCAGCCUUGUGUUUCUAAAUCUGAAAAUCCAGCUUCAACCCAAAAAUCAAAACUGGCAAAAUUUGUACGUUUUGCAAGUUGUGGUGCAUUUGCACUUUUGUGUCUUGGGGCUAUCUUUAUGUAUCGAUACCAUCAAAUGGACAGGCGCAAAAAUGAAGUCUUUGUUGAUGUUUCAGGUGAAGACGAGAGUAAAAUUUCUUUUGGGCAAUUGAGAAGAUUUUCUUGGCGUGAACUCCAACUUGCCACAAAAAAUUUCAGUGAAAGCAAUGUAAUUGGGCAGGGUGGCUUUGGAAAAGUGUACAAAGGAGUGCUCUCAGAUAAUACUAAAGUUGCUGUUAAACGCCUCAGUGAUUACAAUAAUCCUGGUGGUGAAGCUGCUUUCGAGAGAGAAGUUCAACUAAUAAGUGUUGCAGUUCAUAGAAACCUCUUAAGACUAAUCGGCUUCUGUGCUACCUCAACUGAAAGAAUUCUUGUAUAUCCUUUUAUGGAAAAUCUAAGUGUAGCAUACCGAUUAAGAGAUUUAAAACCUGGGGAGAAAGGCUUGGACUGGCCAACAAGGAAACGUGUCGCUUUUGGCACAGCCCAUGGUUUGGAGUAUCUUCAUGAGCAAUGCAAUCCAAAGAUAAUACAUCGUGAUCUAAAGGCUGCAAAUAUCCUACUAGAUGAAGAGUUUGAAGCUGUUCUAGGUGAUUUUGGGCUGGCUAAGCUGGUUGAUACAAGAAUGACUCAUUUUACCACUCAAGUUCGAGGCACAAUGGGUCAUAUUGCACCAGAAUAUUUGUCCACUGGAAAAUCAUCAGAAAAAACUGAUGUUUUUGGAUAUGGCAUAACACUUCUUGAACUAGUCACUGGUCAGCGUGCUAUAGACCUCUCUAGAAUUGAAGAGGAUGAGGAUGUUCUUCUCAUUGAUCAUGUGAAAAAGCUGCUGAGAGAAAAUAGGUUGGAGGACAUUGUGGAUAGGAAUUUGGAGAGUUAUGAUCCAAAAGAAGUGGAAACCAUUCUUCAAGUUGCAUUACUUUGCACCCAAGGCUUCCCUGAGGAUCGUCCAACCAUGUCAGAGGUUGUUAAGAUGUUGCAAGGAGUGGGGUUGGCAAAUAGAUGGGCUGAUUGGAAGCAACUUGAAGAGACUAGGAAUCAAGAAUUCUCACUCAUGACUCACCAAUUUGUAUGGGGUGAAGAAUCUACUCUUGAUCAAGAAGCUAUUCAGCUUUCAAGAGCAAGAUAGACAUAGCUUGAAUCAAUUUUGAAAUGUGGGUCGUUGACUUGUUAAUUGUAUGAUAAAAUAUAUACAUAUCAAUGGAAAAAGGCAUAAGUACCUAAAAGCCUGUUCAUAUAAUGUUGGAUGUACAAAGAAGGAAAAGAAUGAGGGGAUUUGGCACAGGCAUUAAUGACAAUGUAUUCGAAAAGAGGGGAAGAUUCAGGUUGCAACAUGUGUAUCACAACUACGUGUUCCUUUUGUAACCUUAGAAAAGUCUUGAGCUUGUAACGGUUACUAUAACGUGUGUUUGGAAACAUGUUACAGUAGUUGUAAUCGUGAAUUCAAUAUAGAAGUUAUAAUUAAUAGCAUUAAAGUAAACACAUAUUUAUAAUAUUCAAAUACAU
This is a messenger RNA of Abrus precatorius (Indian licorice), 2247 nucleotides long. RefSeq names its product probable LRR receptor-like serine/threonine-protein kinase At5g63710. The transcript is spliced from 11 exons. The record is from RefSeq and is a predicted model, not a curated record. Gene Ontology annotation, biological process: protein phosphorylation. Gene Ontology annotation, molecular function: protein kinase activity; protein binding; ATP binding. Bases 83 to 1870 code for a protein of 595 amino acids. NCBI's taxonomy places the organism in Eukaryota, Viridiplantae, Streptophyta, Magnoliopsida, Fabales, Fabaceae.